This is a messenger RNA of Papilio xuthus (Asian swallowtail), 2099 nucleotides long. RefSeq names its product charged multivesicular body protein 7. The record is from RefSeq and is a predicted model, not a curated record. Gene Ontology annotation, biological process: vesicle budding from membrane; late endosome to vacuole transport via multivesicular body sorting pathway. Gene Ontology annotation, cellular component: ESCRT III complex; multivesicular body; cytoplasmic side of plasma membrane. The transcript is spliced from 11 exons. Bases 145 to 1983 code for a protein of 612 amino acids. NCBI's taxonomy places the organism in Eukaryota, Metazoa, Arthropoda, Insecta, Lepidoptera, Papilionidae.
GUAAUUUUAUAAUUCCUAAACGUCAAAAUCUGUUCGAGACAUCGAGUAUUGUGUACUUUUUAUUUAGUUUUCUUUUAAUUUUAAAUGAGAAACCAGUAAUCGGGCGUUGAAUAAAAGAAUUGAUUAAAUACUAAAAGACCCACAAUGGGUUUACCGAAUACGCAAAUACCGCGCGACAAGCUUCCGGAAUGCUGGUCAGACGAUGUUCGUAUGAACGCAUUAUUUGCGCCGUUCAGGAUCAAAACUGCUAACCCAGAAUCUUGGGACAUGAAGAUGAAGUUCUGGUCCGAGAUGGUGCGGCAAUAUUGUCGUCAUAGGACAGAUCCUGUUAUCUCUGCAGCAGACAUUAAGUUUGCUUUUCAAAGGAAAGGCCGUACUCCAGCCUGUAUUGAUAUUGUUAUUGAAGAGAUGUAUAGAAAUGGUGAACUCUCACCUAUAUCUAAAUAUCUUCAAAUACUGCACAACGGUCCUGAAGGCUGGGCGAUGUGGGGCGCUAGGAUAGCAUUCAAGCCAGCCGUGCUAGCUGUCUCUACAGUACUAUCGUUAUUACCAAGCAGACCUCAACUGGAUAGCGAUGGACUGCCAAAAGCGAGUAUAGAAUCGACACAGAGAUUUAUACUAGAAAGUGCUGUGAAGGAACAAGCAACACAGUUUUUAGAUAAUUUUCCACCAGGCGAGCAAAGACUGGGAACAAUAGAUGAAUUAAUGAAAAUCACACAAUGGGCUGGCAAUAGAGAGACAUUGGAGAUAUUACUAGGCUAUCUUGUGUCACAAGGGGCUGCGGUUAAAAAAGGAGAUGUUGUUAAAUUAGCGGAACCCAAUAAGAAAGCUGCAGCUGUCACUGAGACUGAUGAAGCCCUGGUUAAAUUAACAUCAGCGGAGACAAGACUGGAGGCUGAUAUGGAGAGACUUACAAAAGAAUUGAACUCAGCAGAUGCAGAUGCAAGAGCAGCACUUAAAUUGGGCAAUAGACUUGCUGCAAAGAACCAUCUACGUCGCAAACAUAAGAUAUCAACACGAGCUCAACGCUGCGAUGCGGCACUUGAGAAUGUCAGACAUCUCCUACAUCAGAUGCGAGAAGUUGACUCCAACGCUGCUAUCGUUGAUACAUAUAGAACAAGUUCCCAAGCUAUGAAGCGUACGAUGAAAGAGGGUGGACUGGAAGAGGACUCCGUCUUUGAUACUAUGGAUGAAUUAAAAGAUGUAUUAGAAACAUACAAUGAAGUAGAGAAAGCAUUAGGUACGACGGUCGAUGAUAUAGAUACAGCAGAACUGGAGCAGGAGUUGAAGGAACUGUUGGAUACACCAGCUCCACCUGGAGGUGGUACACCUGCGGCAAGGAAUGAUAAAGAAAGCAAUUUAUCAACACCCGGACAACGUAGAAAGGAAUCAGAGAGAGAUUUUGUGUUUGACGGUGAAGAGAGGAUGCUCGCUGAACUAGACAAGCUCAGUCUAGAAGAUACCACACCAAAGAAGACAGACAAGAAACCGAUUGCUGUCUCUGAAGCUGCUGAUAAUGGCAUCUCAAUACCAAAAAGCACCAAACCCUCGAAGGCCUGGUAUCCACCACCUGGUGACUGUCUCAAACCGGACACAGCCUGGUCUGAGAGUGGAGUGGACGCCAGUCUGAAGCGCCUGAGCGAAGGUUUCGGGGAACUGAGAAUGGAUCAGAGGUUACAUCCAGGUCAACCCCUGGACGUGGACUUCACGACACCUCCACGUCAUUACGUGACAGACUUCCAGGUGCGCGACCACAAGCGCGCGCCCGCCGGCGUCUGGCUCUACAACCACGAGGACACCAGCGCGGAGCUCGCCCCCAGCACUGAGUACAUCAGCACUGAAAGCCCGGGUAAGACGGGCAGCAGUUUCCUGAUGGCGCCCGGUGAGGGCAGAAGAAAACAGGAGACCUGGCACACUGAUGAGGAGAAGACUAUUGAAGACCUGGAGACGAGGCUCAACAGGCUACGUGGCUUCAAUAUGUAAAGGUGUAGUAUAUAAGUAGUUAUAUAUAUUUGACUAUCUUUAUAUCAUAUACUUAAAAAAAUAUUUACGAUUUGUGAUAUCAUUUUAUUUGGUGUAUUAGUUAUUGGCUUCUCUCU